Messenger RNA from Camellia sinensis, 450 nucleotides. NCBI's taxonomy places the organism in Eukaryota, Viridiplantae, Streptophyta, Magnoliopsida, Ericales, Theaceae. The record is from RefSeq and is a predicted model, not a curated record.
AUGGCGAAACAAGAAGGAUGGAGAAAGCAAGGUACUCAGCAGGGAGGAAGGAUACUUGUCGUGAGGCAAAGAGGAAGACAAGGAAUAUGGAGGAAUGAAGGAAGUGCAGGUGUUUUCACUAUAUUUGUGAAUAACAUACCAAACUCAGUGAUUCCAAAGGGGUUCUACAACUUAUUCACGAAGUUUGGUGUGUUGAAGGAUGUGUUCAUGCCGCAAAAGAAAAUAAGGGUUAUUAACACAAGAUUUGGCUUUGUAAGGUUUGAUUGUUGUGUGGCUGCCAAAAUAGUAGUUGAAAAAGCAAAUGGACUAUGGGUGGAUGAUAAGGCAAUUGAGGUAAAACAUGUAGAAUUUGGCAAGGAAAAGGUAGGGGGAAAAGGUUCAAUAGUCCCAGUGCGUUUUCAAGCAAAGAGUCAAGCUAGCCAACAAGGGGAAGGCAGAAGUGGGACAUAA